GCUAGGCUAGUCACGUGAUCGACAUUGUCUUAUUUUUUUCUCAUCGAGCGUUCGGUUGAGAGAAACGAAUAUUUGCGACAUUUCCACGCGUAAAAGUUUUUUGUUUCGAUGAGUUUAUGUUUUUUUUUUUAAGUAUUUGAUAUUCAUAUAGAUGCCUGGAUUGAAAUAAGAGCAGGAAAUCUUUUGAGGAAGUGGAGUGACAGCCCCGCUGUAAAUCAAGAUGGCAGGUCUGUCUUUGUAUUUUGAAGAUGGUCAUGAUGAUUUAGAUGACUUUGGAUUCGAUGACUAUGGUUCAGAGUGUGAUGGGAUUCGGAUAACAGCAUUCCUGGAUGCAGGCCAGGAUAAUCUCACCCCUCUGGGCCGGCUGGAGAAAUAUGCUUUCAGUGAAAACGUCUUCAACAGGCAAAUUGUGGCUCGUGGAUUGCUGGAUGUGCUCCGGGAGUUCAGUGAUAAUGAAAAUGACUUUAUCAGCGUCAUGGAAACAGUUGCCAGAAUGUCUGAGGAUGGAGAACCGACAGUGCGAGUAGAGCUGAUGGAACAGAUACCAAACAUUGCCAUGUUCCUUCAUGAAAAUCGGCCCAAUUUCCCCGAAGCCUUCUCACGGUAUCUGGUACCCAUUGUGGUCCGGUAUCUCACAGACCCUAAUAACCAGGUGCGAAAGACGAGCCAGGCUGCUCUGCUAGUGCUACUUGAACAGGGUCUGAUGAGUAAGACAGAUAUGGAGGGAAAGGUCUGCCCUGUGCUUCUGGAGCUCACUGAACCCAGCAGUGACGAUGACUACAAGAUCGAAGCAGUUGCGAUCAUGUGCAAGCUGGUGACCAUGUUGUCUAAAGACACGGUGGAACACCUUUUAUUGCUGCGCUUUUGUGAACUCUGCAGUGAUGUCAAACUAUUUCAAGUCCGCAAGGUUUGUGCUGCAAACUUUGGCGAGUUCUGUUCUAUUGUUGGCCAGGAAGCCACAGAGAAACUUCUGAUGCUGAAGUUUUUCGACCUGUGCUCAGACAGUCUGUGGGGUAUUCGGAAAGCCUGUGCCGAGUGCUUCAUGGUUGUUUCAAACUGCACUUCUCCGGAGGUGCGGCGUACUAAAUUGUCCCCCUUGUUCAUCAACCUCAUUAGUGAUCAGUCACGCUGGGUACGCCAGGCUGCGUUCCAGUCUCUAGGUCGUUUCAUCUCCACGUUUGCCAACCCUUCAAUCACAGGAUUGCAUUUCUGUGAGGAUGGAACCCUCCGUGAGAUACAGAAGAUCUGCUCAGAGAGCCACGGACAGGAAGUGACCACCAGCAUCUCCAGUAACAGCCGCAAUGCCUCCAUUGGUGGUUCUCCAGACAGUCUCAUUCAGCCCCAUUCAGAGCAGCUACAAUCCACUCCAGUUCUGACGGGUCCACCAUCACAUCCUCCAGAAGGCAAUUCCUCUACCCAGCCCAAAGAAGAUGGCACCAGCCUGGGCCACCCUGAACGCUCAGCCCCUUUGUCUCACCAGCAGACGGACGAGUGCACGAUGUUCAAUUCCUUCAACUUCUGGAGAGCCUCACUACCUGACAUCACCCAAGAGCUGGAACUCUUACAAGAAGAGAAAAAAGAUGAGGUGAUCGAGAAACGAGAUGAGACCAUGAGGGAGACGGAAGGUGAGGGGAAAGAAGACGUGCCAAGUCUAGAUUCACAAGGCCCAGCCACCAGCUCUCAGAUCCAGAAGGUUUUGGACUGUCUUCAGCCUCACCUGGAUGAUCCUGAUGUGCAAGCUCAAGUGAAUGUGUUGUCCGCUGCGCUGAAAGCUGCCCAACUAGAGAGUCAGACAGAAGAUGCAGAUGAGUCUGUGUCAGAGAGUAACGGUUCCACAGGCUCCCCGACAUCUGAUGAGCUCAGUGCCAUGAGUGAACUCUCACUGACAGAUGCACAGAUCUCAGAUUUACCUUCCAGUUCACCAGAGCUGCUAGACGACUCUGAACACAGCCGUGAGGAGUCAGACCUUAUAGAAAAUGUGGAGGAGGACAAAGAUUCAGACACAGCUAAAAUGUGUGAAGAUGAGAAUUCUAAAUUUCAGAAUGUAAUUCCACAGCAGUUGCUGGAUCAGUAUCUGUCCAUGACUGACCCAGCUCGAGCUCAGACCGUAGACACUGAGAUCGCCAAACACUGUGCAUUCAGCUUGCCAGGUGUCGCCCUAACGCUGGGCAGACAGAACUGGCACUGCCUCAAAAACACAUAUGAGACCCUCGCUACAGACGUACAGUGGAAGGUGCGGCGGACGCUGGCGUUCUCUAUCCACGAGUUGGCAGUGAUUUUGGGAGAUCAGCUGACUGCAGCUGACCUGGUGCCCAUAUUUAACGGCUUCCUCAAAGAUCUCGAUGAGGUGCGGAUAGGAGUCCUCAAACACCUGUAUGAUUUCUUGAAGCUUCUUCAUGCCGAUAAGCGUCGGGAGUAUCUGUAUCAGCUGCAGGAGUUCAUGGUGACGGACAACAGCCGAAAUUGGAGAUUCCGCUAUGAGCUAGCUGAGCAGCUCAUCCUGAUCAUUGAGUUGUACAGCCACAGCGAUGUGUAUAACUACCUCAGACAGAUCGCCCUUAACCUUUGCUCUGACAAAGUGUCAGAAGUGCGGUGGAUCUCCUAUAAACUGGUGGUGGAGAUCCUGCAGAAGUUGUAUGCCUGUGAAGCUCAUGAUCUAGGUCUGAAUUUCAUUAAUGAGCUCAUUAUGAGAUUCUGCCACUGUCCCAAAUGGGUCGGACGUCAGGCAUUUGCAUUCAUUUGCCAGGCCAUUGUGGAGGAGGACUGUAUGCCCAUGGAGCAGUUUGCACAGCACCUUCUACCCAGUCUGCUCAGCCUCUCAUCAGAUCCUGUACCCAAUGUACGUGUGCUGGUGGCCAAGGCGUUACGGCAGAGCGUGUUGGAAAAACCAUACUUCAAGGACCCAGGCAGCGCUUACUCGGAUGAGCUGGAAGAGGCUCUGUCUGAGCUAAGGAUGGACAAGGACAGGGAUGUGCGGUUCUUCGCCACACUGGAUCCCAACAGAGACGUCAUGGACACAGCAGCGUUAAUUUAGCACCAUGUACUGUCCGCACACAUGAACAAGCACCAGCAGGAACAACACUAAACAGAUUCAAGUGUUUACAAAUAGGAACUACUGACAAAGACCUUCACACACACAAUAUAUCCUUAUCCUCUCCUGAUACGCUCCACAUUUGACAUUGCAUGCAUAUAUUGUGCAUGUAUACACAAAACGGCCUCAUUUGUAAAUGUUUCUACUGAUAUGUAGCUAGCUAAAUCUAAAAUUGGAUCCUUAAAAUGCAAAUGUAUGCGUAUUUAUGGUAAUACGACUAAUACAGCCUUGCAAAUUAAUCUUCCACAGUGGUUUUCACCAUUUAGAUGAUUAAAGUGUGAGAUUGCCUUGUCAAGCAAUUACAAAUGACAAUUACAAACUCGAGCGCCACUCAACUUCUCCCUUACACAGGUAUCAUUUUUU
Molecule: messenger RNA, 3454 nt
Organism: Cyprinus carpio (common carp)
Lineage: Eukaryota; Metazoa; Chordata; Actinopteri; Cypriniformes; Cyprinidae
Product: serine/threonine-protein phosphatase 4 regulatory subunit 1-like
Biological process (GO): protein dephosphorylation
Molecular function (GO): protein phosphatase regulator activity; protein binding
Source: RefSeq, a predicted model, not a curated record